Molecule: messenger RNA, 1411 nt
Organism: Camellia sinensis
Lineage: Eukaryota; Viridiplantae; Streptophyta; Magnoliopsida; Ericales; Theaceae
Source: RefSeq, a predicted model, not a curated record
CCUAUUCUAUAUGGAUUUUACAAAGAGCCACAGGCUGAUGUUGAACUUACUUGGUCUCAAACUCACAACACCUCUCUCCCAUCUGGUUUUCAAAAGGAAUGGAUAUAUAUGUUAAAUAUGGGAUCUCAAAUCAAUAUUUCAUACAGCGUGAACUCCCCGAGUCCAUCCUCUAUAAUCCUUAUAAUUGCCCAAGGGAGUGAAGGCUUUGCUCAAUGGCUCGAGGACCCAUCAUAUCCUAAUAGCACCUUAUCAUGGAACAUUAUUAAUGGAAGUGGUAUAAUUCAACAGGAUAUUUGGACGUCUGCUAGUUACUAUGUUGCGGUGGGUAACUUGAACUCAGAAGAAGUAGAGGUGCAGUUAAAUCUCAAAGUGAAAGCUAUACUGUAUAAUACAACUGAAGCGUAUUACAAUUGUGCUGUGGCUUGUGGCGCGUGUAAUUUGAAAAUGUUGUUCCCCUCCGGAAAUGCUGUUGUCUUAACCUCUCCAGGUCCAGAACAGGGUACAAAUGUAUGGCAAGUUCAACUGUCAUAUGGACCUCGAUGGCUCACAUAUCUUGUUGGCAUAGGUGGAUUGACUCUCCUUGUGUUAUCGGCCUUCUACAUGUUCAACAAUUUCCAAUGUACUCGUGAAGAAGGAACCAGAUUUCAGUUUGGAGAGAUGAGAUCAGAGAGAGCCCCUCUUUUGCAAAAAGAUGAUGAUUUGUCAAGUUGGGGUUCAUCUUGUGAUUCUGUCUCGCAAGACGAUGAAGAUCUUGAAGAUGAGCUGGCAUUGGGUUCACUUGAGGGAAUGCCACUAAAGGAUGGUGAAUACAACAACAAUAUCCGGCGUCUUUGUGCUAUUUGCUUUGAUGCUCCUAGAGACUGUUUUUUCCUUCCAUGUGGGCACUGUGUGGCUUGUUUUGCAUGCGGAACAAGGAUUGCAGAGUUGACAGGGACUUGCCCUAUCUGUCGAAGGAACAUAAAGAAGGUGAGGAGGAUAUUUACAGUUUGAGCAACAAACAGAAUUUCGUCACGAGCGCUGCUUGGUUAAGUGAUUUUUUCUACACCAUUGCUUUCGCACUUGUAUAUUUCAUCAAUCAAGGUAUCCAUACUAGGUAACAAGAAUACUGUUGGAAACUAGAUGCCCAGCAUUCUGUUUUUUCUGCUGGCCUUCUACCAUAUAUUACAUCUCAGUACGUAAAAUGAUAUUCUAUGCAUGUGUCAAGUUCUUGAAGUCAUCUUUUUGAAGCGGGAUUUUUUUUUUCCUUCCCUUUUUAAAUAUCUAGUUCAAAUUUUCUGUUGGUUAUGACUAGGAUGAUGCUGAUGUAUGUUCUUCUUUCAAAGAACUCGGAAAAACUUAACAAUCAAAUUGCAGAGUCUCUUGUUGGUUGCAUUUAUUUCAUUUGGUAAUUAUUUAUGUAGAUCUUUUAUUC